Messenger RNA from Corvus hawaiiensis (hawaiian crow), 6687 nucleotides. RefSeq names its product deleted in malignant brain tumors 1 protein-like. The record is from RefSeq and is a predicted model, not a curated record. Gene Ontology annotation, cellular component: membrane. Lineage: Eukaryota; Metazoa; Chordata; Aves; Passeriformes; Corvidae. The coding region runs from base 35 to 6670 and encodes 2211 amino acids. The transcript is spliced from 23 exons.
AUCCCCUGGCUGCGCGGGGCUCGGCGCCGGGGCCAUGGGGCCGAUGGCGGCGCUGGGGCUGCUGGUGUGCGCGCAGCUGUGUGCGGGCUCCGGGGAGCUGCGUCUGGUGGGCGGCGGCGGGCGCUGUGCCGGGCGCGUGGAGGUGAAGCACGGCGGGGAGUGGGGCUCCGUCUGCGUCUUCGACUUCCACAGGGAAGCCCGUUGGGCCAUCGUGGUGUGCCGGCAGCUGGGCUGUGGCCAGGUGGCCAAGGCGUCCCCGUACGCCCCGUUCGGGCAGGGCACCGGGCGCAUCUGGCUCCAGCCCUUCUGCCGCGGCACCGAGGAGGCGCUGGAGGAGUGUCCGCACUUCGGAUGGGGCCAGCACUUCUGCGGCCACGAGUCGGAUGCGGGGGUGACCUGCAGAGAUGCCGUGGAGCUGAGGCUGGCGGGCGGCGGCAGUCCCUGCGCCGGGAGGGUGGAAGUGAAGCUGCGGGGACGCUGGGGCUCGGUGGGAGAUGACUUCUGGGACAUGGAGGACGCCGAGGUUGUGUGCCAGCAUCUGGGCUGUGGCUCGGCUGCCGGUGCCUACUUUGCCCGCGAGAUCUUUGGUGCAGGGGAUGGGCCCGUCAGUCUGGCCAAUGUGGACUGCAAAGGAAAUGAGUCCACUCUCUGGGACUGCGAGAUCCGUGGCUGGGGGCCCUAUGGCAGCCUCCAUAACUUCGACACUGCUGUUACUUGCCAAGGAUUUUCCCGGCUGGUCGGAGGUGAUGGAGCGUGUGCCGGGCGGCUGGAGGUACGGCAGGGCCGGGCCUGGGUGGGUGUCUGCGAGGAUCAGGUGGACAUGAAGGUGGCGCAGGUGGUUUGCCGGGAGCUGGGCUGUGGAGCGGCGCUCUCCAUCCCCGGCAGCGAGCGAUUUGGGGCAGGAUCGGGGCCGCUCUGGGACGGGGGCUUGCAGUGCAAUGGCACCGAGCCUGUCCUCAGCGCCUGUGCCCGGCAUCGGCCCCACAGCCAGGGCUGCAGCACCGGCCCUGCCAGCGUCAUCUGCUCCCGUAAGUGCCGGGGACACCGGGGGCUGUUGGGCUCCCUGCGCCAUCGCCCCCCUCAACGCCCUUUCUGCCACAGCCUACACGGGCUUCCGGCUGGGCAACAGCAGCUCGGGAUGCACCGGGCGGGUGGAGGUGGCAGUGAGGGGGACGUGGGGCUCCGUGUGCGCCAGCGAGUGGGAGCUGGCCGAUGCGCACGUCCUGUGCCGCCACCUGGGCUGCGGCCGCGCCUUCACCGUGCCCCCGGGAGGCUCCUUUGGCAGCGGGGACGGGCCACUGCGGCCGGACGCCUUCGGCUGCAGCGGGAGCGAGCGGCACCCGGGCGAGUGCCCCGUGGCCGUGCUGGGGAAGCCCCCCUGUGCCCCCGGAAACGCCGCUGCCGUCAACUGCUCAGGUGUGUACGGCACCUGCGGGAGGUGCAUGAAGGGCUUUUGGGACCCCCAAGAAUUGGGAGCAGAGGAUGCAGGGAUGUUUUGGACAGCCCCAGCGAGAUGGACAUCAUGACUGAAGAGAUGGACAUUUUGGAUGUGGGUUCUGCACUGACCAGCAGCCGCCAUGAGAAGAUGGAUGAUGUAGUGGAGAACAUGGACGAUGUCUCAGGGAUGGGCCCUGCACCAACCAGCAGCCCUGAGGGGAUGGUCAUCGUCUGCUCAGGCAGCCGGCGGGUGAGGCUGGUGGGGAGCUCUGGGCGCUGCGCCGGGCGUGUGGAGGUCUAUUCCGGUGGCACGUGGAGCGCCGUCUGCCAGGAAGGCUGGGAGCUGCGGGACGCCGCCGUUGUCUGCCGGGAGCUGGGCUGUGGCACGGCGCUGGAGGCACCGAGGUCGGCGCGCUUCGGUGCCGGCCCGGGGCCGCUGUGGCCGUACAUCCCUGCCUGCUCCGGGAGCGAGGAGUCUCUCUGGGAAUGCGGGCGUUCGGAAGGGCGCGAGUGCGGGCGUGGCGGCGGGGCAGGGGCCGUCUGCUCAGAGCAGCUCUCCGUGCGGCUGGCGGGCGGCCGCGGGCGCUGCCGCGGGUUCCUGGAGGUGUCCCACAACGGCACCUGGGGCCGCGUGUGCGCCAACGGCACCAGCCCCGGCACCGCCAACACCGUCUGCCAACAGCUGGGCUGUGGGCCCCGGGGCUGGCUGUCGGCCGUCCCCGCCCAGCAGCCGGCCCCCGCCUGGCUGGCCUGGGUGGGCUGUGAGGACGGGGCCCGCUCGCUCUGGGGGUGCCCCUCGGCACCCUGGAAUCUGCAGAGCUGCGGCCCAGGCGGGGACGCCCACGUGGCUUGUGAUGGGGACAGUGAUGGCAUCGCUGAGACGGACACUACCCCGCAUCCCGACGGUGCCACGAGCACAGGUGUCCGUGGCAGCACAGCCGCAGCGGUGACCGCGGGGACUGUGCCUGUGCCAACUGUCCUGUGCGUGGUGCUGGGGACGCUGCUGUGCGUGGCCCUGGGCGCCCUGGCCGUGCUGCUGUGCCGUGCCCGCGCCUGGCGCCGAGGCCCUGGCAGAGCUGCAGAUGCCGUCUCCAACGCUGUCUACGAGGAGCUGGACUACACCGCGAUGCCGGAGUACCAGGAGGUGCCCAGUCGCCCGGGUUCCCUGUCAGAGGGGUCGGUGAAGAAGCUGCCCUAUUACACCGGCGACAGCGUGGAGGGGAGUGACACCGAGGCAAGCCCAGAGCCCCCUGCCCGGCCCGAGCACGGAACCCCGGAUGGCUACGACGAUGCCCUGGGUGUGCCACAGGAGCCCCCUGCUCCCAGCACUGGGGACAUGUCCGAGGGCGUGGCACAGAGGAGGUGGAUCUGUGUCCUCCCCACAGGUGGGAUCUACUCCCCUCCGAGUGCCCCAGGAGCCACCAGGACCCCCUCGGAACAGCCGCCGGUGCACACAGACUAUGAUGAUGUCGGCAGCAGCGCCCUGGGGCCCCACCCAGCCGCACACCGCCCUCCGCUUCGGGUGCCCGCACCCACCGGCCCCGCUUUGGGCUCCGUGCCGUGCGUGCGUCUCUCAGCGGAGCAGGUCCGGGCCACUGCCCGGUGCCGCAGUGCCCGGCAGCGCGGAGGGACGGGGCAGGGCAGCUCCUCCGUGCCGCCGCCGCGCAGCGAGGGACCGCGGGACGUUCUGCUGAGGAAGGGCCCCCGCAGGCCAGGUGCUGUGGGGGGGCUGUCUCCCCCCGGGGACAUCCGGGUGGCAGCCCACUGUGGCGGGCUGUGUGACGCCAGAAGCGGAGGCGAGCCUCAUAUUUGGGCACGGAGCAGGUUAUUGGAGGCCGCGGCCCCGCAGCCGGGAGAUGAGGCCCUGAUAAAGGGUGCCCUGGUGCUGCUGCUGCCUCCGUUGGCUCGGGCGCUGCCGAGACAUCCCCUGGCUGCGCGGGGCUCGGCGCCGGGGCCAUGGGGCCGAUGGCGGCGCUGGGGCUGCUGGUGUGCGCGCAGCUGUGUGCGGGUGAGCGCCGGGCGGCGGGAGCGGGGCCCGCGGCGGUGGCGGGCCCGGCUCAGCAGCCUCCGUGCCGCAGGCUCCGGGGAGCUGCGUCUGGUGGGCGGCGGCGGGCGCUGUGCCGGGCGCGUGGAGGUGAAGCACGGCGGGGAGUGGGGCUCCGUCUGCGUCUUCGACUUCGACUGGGAAGCCCGUUGGGCCAUCGUGGUGUGCCGGCAGCUGGGCUGUGGCCGGGUGGCCAAGGCGUCCACGUACGCCCCGUUCGGGCAGGGCACCGGGCGCAUCUGGCUCCAGCCCUUCUUCUGCCGCGGCACCGAGGAGGCGCUGGAGAAGUGUCCGCACUUCGGGUGGGGACAGCACUUCUGCGGCCACGAGUCGGAUGUGGGGGUGACCUGCAGAGAUGCCGUGGAGCUGAGGCUGGCGGGCGGCGGCAGUCCCUGCGCCGGGAGGGUGGAAGUGAAGCUGCGGGGACGCUGGGGCUCGGUGGGAGAUGACUUCUGGGACAUGGAGGACGCCGAGGUUGUGUGCCAGCAUCUGGGCUGUGGCUCGGCUGCCGGUGCCUACUCUGCCCUGGAGCGCUUUGGUGCAGGGGAUGGGCCCGUCAGUCUGGCCAAUGUGAACUGCAAAGGAAAUGAGUCCACUCUCUGGGACUGCGAGAUCCGUGGCUGGGGGCCCUAUGGCAGCCUCCAUAACUUCGACACUGCUGUUACUUGCCAAGGUAGGAACCGGACUGGGGAGGAUGUGGCACUUCAUGCACAUCCCCGAACACUGAUCCUGCACUGCUCGCGCAGGAUUUUCCCGGCUGAGGGCCGGGCCUGGGUGGGUGUCUGCGAGGAUCAGGUGGACAUGAAGGUGGCGCAGGUGGUUUGCCGGGAGCUGGGCUGUGGAGCGGCGCUCUCCAUCCCCGGCAGCGAGCGAUUUGGGGCAGGAUCGGGGCCGCUCUGGGACGGGGGCUUGCAGUGCAAUGGCACCGAGCCCCUCCUCAGCGCCUGUGCCCGGCAUCGGCCCCACAGCCAGGGCUGCAGCACCGGCCCUGCCAGCGUCAUCUGCUCCCGUAAGUGCCGGGGACACCGGGGGCUGUUGGGCUCCCUGCGCCAUCGCCCCCCUCAACGCCCUUUCUGCCACAGCCUACACGGGCUUCCGGCUGGGCAACAGCAGCUCGGGAUGCACCGGGCGGGUGGAGGUGGCAGUGAGGGGGACGUGGGGCUCCGUGUGCGCCAGCGAGUGGGAGCUGGCCGAUGCGCACGUCCUGUGCCGCCACCUGGGCUGCGGCCGCGCCUUCACCGUGCCCCCGGGAGGCUCCUUUGGCAGCGGGGACGGGCCACUGCGGCCGGACGCCUUCGGCUGCAGCGGGAGCGAGCGGCACCCGGGCGAGUGCCCCGUGGCCGUGCUGGGGAAGCCCCCCUGUGCCCCCGGAAACGCCGCUGCCGUCAACUGCUCAGGUGUGUACGGCACCUGCGGGAGGUGCAUGAAGGGCUUUUUGGCCCCCCCAAGAAUUGGGAGCAGAGGAUGCAGGGAUGUUUUGGAGUGAAGCAUGGUCUGAGCCAGGUGCCACAGCCCCAUGCUUCUGCUGGUGAUUUUGCAGGUGUUGGUGGCUUCGUCGAGUCCCUGCGGCUGGUGGAGGGUCAGAGCUUGUGCGAUGGGCGGCUGGAGGAGACCAUAACCAGCCCGGCAUGGCGCCGUGUGCCUGUGGAGCAGUGGAAGUCAUGGGAUGUCCACAUGGUUUGCGCAGUGCUGGGCUGUGGCGUUCCCAUGGACGUUAACACCUCCUUGGGUACGGCCACUGUCGUGAGCAGCAGCCCCAGCGAGAUGGACAUCAUGACUGAAGAGAUGGACAUUUUGGACGUGGGUUCUGCACUGACCAGCAGCCGCCAUGAGAAGAUGGAUGAUGUAGUGGAGAACAUGGACGAUGUCUCAGGGAUGGGCCCUGCACCAACCAGCAGCCCUGAGGGGAUGGUCAUCGUCUGCUCAGGCAGCCGGCGGGUGAGGCUGGUGGGGAGCUCUGGGCGCUGCGCCGGGCGUGUGGAGGUCUAUUCCGGUGGCACGUGGAGCGCCGUCUGCCAGGAAGGCUGGGAGCUGCGGGACGCCGCCGUUGUCUGCCGGGAGCUGGGCUGUGGCACGGCGCUGGAGGCACCGAGCUCGGCGCGCUUCGGUGCCGGCCCGGGGCCGCUGUGGCCGUACAUCCCUGCCUGCUCCGGGAGCGAGGAGUCUCUCUGGGAAUGCGGGCGUUCGGAAGGGCGCGAGUGCGGGCGUGGCGGCGGGGCAGGGGCCGUCUGCUCAGAGCAGCUCUCCGUGCGGCUGGCGGGCGGCCGCGGGCGCUGCCGCGGGUUCCUGGAGGUGUCCCACAACGGCACCUGGGGCCGCGUGUGCGCCAACGGCACCAGCCCCGGCACCGCCAACACCGUCUGCCAACAGCUGGGCUGUGGGCCCCGGGGCUGGCUGUCGGCCGUCCCCGCCCAGCAGCCGGCCCCCGCCUGGCUGGCCUGGGUGGGCUGUGAGGACGGGGCCCGCUCGCUCUGGGGGUGCCCCUCGGCACCCUGGAAUCUGCAGAGCUGCGGCCCAGGCGGGGACGCCCACGUGGCUUGUGAUGGGGACAGUGAUGGCAUCGCUGAGACGGACACAACCCCCCAUCCCGACGGUGCCACGAGCACAGGUGUCCGUGGCAGCAGAGCCGCAGCGGUGACCGCGGGGACUGUGCCUGUGCCAACUGUCCUGUGCGUGGUGCUGGGGACGCUGCUGUGCGUGGCCCUGGGCGCCCUGGCCGUGCUGCUGUGCCGUGCCCGCGCCUGGCGCCGAGGCCCUGGCAGAGCUGCAGAUGCCGUCUCCAACGCUGUCUACGAGGAGCUGGACUACACCGCGAUGCCGGAGUACCAGGAGGUGCCCAGUCGCCCGGGUUCCCUGUCAGAGGGGUCGGUGAAGAAGCUGCCCUAUUACACCGGCGACAGCGUGGAGGGGAGUGACACCGAGGCAAGCCCAGAGCCCCCUGCCCGGCCCGAGCACGGAACCCCGGAUGGCUACGACGAUGCCCUGGGUGUGCCACAGGAGCCCCCUGCUCCCAGCACUGGGGACAUGUCCGAGGGCGUGGCACAGAGGAGGUGGAUCUGUGUCCUCCCCACAGGUGGGAUCUACUCCCCUCCGAGUGCCCCAGGAGCCACCAGGACCCCCUCGGAACAGCCGCCGGUGCACACAGACUAUGAUGAUGUCGGCAGCAGCGCCCUGGGGCCGUCGCCAUGAGGAUGCUGCAGCCCUGG